AUGGACGCGUCGUCAUAUCGUCGCUCGGCGGCUGCUCGUGCAUCAGAUACCGCUGCGGUUGAAGACGAACUGGCAUGGAAUGGCCUAGUCACAUACGACCACUGCGAAUCGCUGUCGUUCGUGUGUCCAGGACCAGGCUGUGAAAACAUCAUCAACAUUAGGAGAGCCGUUGAAAACCAUGAGUCAUCGGUACGUCUUUCCCUGGAAACAUGUGAGAAGUGCAAUGUGGGUAAAAAUGUUUGGGGGGGAAACAUUGGCGCACUAUUCUGCCUACAUCCACAACCGACUCAACAUCGCAUUGAGAGAUUAUGUUGCAAAGCAUCUUAUGGCUCCUUUCAAAACACAGUUGUCUUAACAACUGUCUACCAAUUUGAUUACAGAUGCGACGAUCCAGUAUGUGAAUUCAGCACAAGGACGCAUUUCCUGAGAUGGUCUCGGGAGGGGCUGGAGUGCCCAAAAUGUUCUGGAGGCGUGCUACGAAAAGAGUACUCAGCGAAGGAUUUGUUUGAUCAGCAGAUGUUCUGGAAGCAAGUCGUUGAUGUGCAUAAAGCAAUAAAGGAGCUGAAGCCGGAACAGCAAAGGAUUCUUCAAACCAAACCAAGCUUCCCAUCUGUGAUAUCUCUUUACAAUGAACUUUUAGCACUAAUCACUGAAUAUAUAGACAAGAAUGCGUAUAGCAAGGUUGAUCUUGCUUUUCUAUUCGCACCAAUGCUGAAGAUAGAAUAA
Messenger RNA from Ostertagia ostertagi, 726 nucleotides. The record is from the annotation of a GenBank genome assembly. NCBI's taxonomy places the organism in Eukaryota, Metazoa, Nematoda, Chromadorea, Rhabditida, Trichostrongylidae.